This is a messenger RNA of Fundulus heteroclitus (mummichog), 1853 nucleotides long. It is a transcript of the gene ptger3, whose product is annotated as prostaglandin E receptor 3 (subtype EP3). NCBI's taxonomy places the organism in Eukaryota, Metazoa, Chordata, Actinopteri, Cyprinodontiformes, Fundulidae. Gene Ontology annotation, biological process: intestine smooth muscle contraction; negative regulation of gastric acid secretion; adenylate cyclase-activating G protein-coupled receptor signaling pathway. Gene Ontology annotation, cellular component: plasma membrane. The transcript has 2 exons. Gene Ontology annotation, molecular function: prostaglandin E receptor activity. The record is from RefSeq and is a predicted model, not a curated record. The coding region runs from base 283 to 1431 and encodes 382 amino acids.
UUGAUUUCUCUGUUUUCAUCCCGAGCGUUAUACCUGUGGGCUCAGAGACACAAUAGACCAUCAAGGCCUCCUUUAACUUGUGUUAUUAAUUCGCUUUUACUGGCAGUGUCAGCUCCCUGCUCGUCCUUGGCGAUAAGUAGUCCCGCCUCCAGCGCGCAAAGUCUUGAUGCGCCUUUACGCACCGCCCUCACUGUUCGAGAAGCCGGGAGCGCAAGAAGAUGCUGAACGGAUUCAGGCGGGAUACUCGCAGCAUUUAACAAUUUCAAUCCUUCAAUAAUUGCCAUGGACACCCCGGAGUCCACGAAAAUGACCACCACAGCCACGGGGUGCGCCAACGGUUCCAUGACAAAUUGUGGAAGCAAGAGGAAUGCCGGCGUAUCUGUUGGAUUUCCGAUAAGCAUGAUGGUCACUGGCGUCGUGGGCAACUCUUUAGCUCUUAUUCUGGUGUACAUAUCCUAUAGGAAGAAGGAAAACAGGAGGAAAAGGUCUUUUUUACUUUUCAUCGGAUCUCUGGCGUUAACGGAUUUGUUUGGGCAACUUCUGACUAGUCCGGUGGUCAUAGCAGUCUACCUGGCUGAUCUAGACUGGUACACCAUUGACACCUCUGGGAAGCUGUGCCCCUUCUUCGGUGUCUGCAUGACGACCUUCGGGCUGUGCGCUCUCUUUUUGGCCAGCGCCAUGGCCGUAGAAAGGGCCACGGCGAUAACAAACCCCCACUGGUACUCUAAUCAUAUGAAGACAAGUAUGACAAGGCACUCCUUGGCUGUCAUAUGGGCUCUUGGGUUUCUCUUUGCUCUGCUGCCCAUCGUGGGAAUCGGGGAGUACACGAAACAGUGGCCGGGCACCUGGUGCUUCAUCAGCACGGGGAGGAGUGACGCUCCUGGCAACGUGUUUUUCGCCAUCACUUUCGCCGUUCUUGGGAUUUUCUCCCUACUCGUGACGCUCUCCUGCAAUGUGAUGACUAUCCGAGGUUUAAUCCUCCGAUGUAAAACAAAGACCGGCGCGUCCCAGUCCUCGAAGCAGUGGGAGCGCCUCACCACGGAGACUGUCAUUCAGCUGUUGGGGAUCAUGUGCGUCCUGAUUGUCUGCUGGUCUCCUCUGCUGGUGUUGCUGCUGAGGAUGAUCUACAGCCAAGUAUCCUCCAAUGAUUGUAAUUCAACAUACAUAAAAGCCAAUAACAUGGAGAGCAAAGUUUUAGACCUAGACUGUGACUUCUUUCUGACCGCGAUACGUUUGGCCUCCCUCAACCAAAUCCUUGACCCGUGGGUCUAUCUGCUCCUGAGGGAGAUCCUCCUGCGGAAGUUCUGCAUCAUGGCUAACGCCGUCUCCAACUGCUCCAUAGAAGAUCACAAGGAGACGCAGACGGCACUGGAUGCGCUCAACAAACAGAACCAAGGUGGCAACAACAAUUGCAAAUCACAAACGAACUAAGUGGCUGUGAUCACCGUCUGAUGACCUUCAGGUCAAAGAGCUUUCAAAACUAUGGAAAUAUAAAAAGGAAGCAAAUGAGUGGAUAACCUUUCACACGAGGACUUUGUGCAGGGAUGCAGCCGAGCGUCCUGUACAGGUACAGGCAUCUAUUCUGUUUAAAACACAUUUCAUUGACGGGUACCAAACCAGCAUGUGGAUGCAUGACUCUGCCAUCUCUUGAAUUUGGCUACUGUGUGGCCAUAGGAUCUCUCUCGUGGCCAAGGUUGAUAUCAACCUGCGACAGACGCAACGUCCGAAUGAGGAAUACUUCUGACUGACAAGUCAUUUAUCUCAUGAGGCCAUGGGUUGACUGAAAGACUGUCUAACAUAUUUUGUGAAUGAAGAAAACAAUGAGAAAAGUGCUUAAAACCUGUUGUAAAUAA